AUGAAUAAUAUCGUGGACCAAUUCAUCGGAGGUAACAACCUAAAAUCAGCACCACGAGGCGUCGUACGUGAUUUUGUAGAAAAAUACCACGGUCACACGGUAAUCACCAAAAUUCUGAUUGCGAACAAUGGAAUCGCGGCCGUAAAAGAGAUCAGAUCGGUCAGAAAAUGGGCGUAUGAAACUUUCGGGGACGAACGUGUGAUUCAGUUCACGGUUAUGGCCACGCCGGAAGAUUUAAAAGCUAACGCAGAGUAUAUUAGGAUGGCAGAUCAGUAUAUUGAAGUGCCCGGCGGGUCUAAUAAUAAUAAUUAUGCCAAUGUCGCAUUGAUUGUGGAUAUUGCUGAAAGAACCGGUGUACAUGCUGUUUGGGCGGGAUGGGGUCACGCAUCCGAAAACCCUCGACUACCAGAAUCACUUGCAAACAACAAAAACAAAAUAGUUUUCAUCGGUCCACCGGGCUCAGCAAUGCGCUCACUAGGCGACAAAAUUUCCUCAACAAUCGUCGCACAAUCAGCAAACAUUCCAACAAUGGAGUGGAGCGGCACUGGAAUUAAUCAAACUGAAGAAGAUCAACACGGUCACGUCGUGGUGCCUGAUAGUGUCUACCAGAAGGCGUGUGUUAAAGAUGCCGAAGAUGGUCUGGAAAAAGCAUCGAAAAUUGGGUUUCCGGUGAUGAUUAAAGCGUCGGAAGGUGGUGGUGGUAAAGGAAUACGAAAGGUUGAGAACCCCGAGCAUUUUAAACAGGCUUAUAGUCAGGUGCAGGGCGAAGUGCCCGGAUCACCGAUAUUUAUUAUGAAGUUGGCUGGGAAUGCAAGGCAUCUUGAAGUUCAAGUAUUGGCUGAUCAAUAUGGAAAUGCAAUUUCUUUGUUUGGACGGGAUUGUUCGGUGCAACGAAGACAUCAGAAAAUUAUCGAGGAAGCUCCGGUAACAAUUGCUAAAAGUGAAACAUUUGAUGCUAUGGAAAAAUCUGCGGUCAGACUUGCAAAAUUAGUUGGAUAUGUUAGCGCUGGCACUGUCGAAUACUUAUAUAGUCAUGAAAAUGGGGUUUUCUGUUUUCUUGAACUUAAUCCAAGACUACAAGUAGAACACCCAACCACUGAAAUGGUGUCCGGUGUCAAUUUACCUGCUGCUCAGUUACAAAUUGCAAUGGGAAUUCCACUUCAUCGUAUACGUGAUAUUCGCGUUCUAUACGGAGUAGAACCACAUGGCACCUCAGAAAUAGAUUUCGAUUUCUUGACUCUGCAAUCAUUACAAACUCAACGUAAACCGGCACCAAAAGGUCACGUAAUCGCCGUAAGAAUUACCGCUGAGAAUCCCGAUGCAGGAUUCAAACCUAGUAGUGGAAUGAUGCACGAACUCAAUUUCCGAAGUAGUACAAAUGUGUGGGGAUAUUUCUCGGUUAAUUCUGCGGGGGGAUUACACGAGUUUGCCGAUUCACAAUUUGGCCAUAUUUUUGCGUAUGGUGAGAAUCGACAACAGUCACGAAAGAAUAUGGUGGUUGCUUUAAAAGAACUUUCGAUUAGAGGUGAUUUUCGAACAACAGUCGAAUAUCUUAUAAAAUUAUUAGAGACACAAGCAUUCGAAGAUAAUGAAAUCACAACCGGGUGGUUGGAUAUGCUUAUUUCAGAUGAUAACCUAACCGCAGAACGCCCCGAAAAAAUGUUGGCUGUUAUUUGCGGCGCCGUGACAAAAGCAUACACCGCAUCAGCCGACUCAAUCAAUGAAUACAAAAGAUUUCUAGAAAAAGGACAAAUUCCCAACAAGAACAUCUUACAAACGGUAUUCACAAUCGAUUUCAUUUAUGAAGGAGUACGUUAUAGAUUCACCGCGACGCGAUCUGCGCCACAUUCUUUCACACUUUAUUUGAACGGGUCGAAAAUUGAAGUCUCGGUCCGUGCCUUGACUGAUGGUGGUCUGUUGGUAUUAUUGGACGGGAAAAGUCACAUGUGUUAUUUUCGUGAGGAUGUGCAAGGCACUCGGUUGAUGAUUGAUAGUAAGACUUGUUUGUUGGAACACGAAAAUGAUCCUACACAGUUGAGAUCACCUUCGCCUGGGAAACUUGUGAGGUUUCUUGUAGAGUCUGGUGAUCACGUUAAUGGGGGUGACGCGUAUGCGGAAAUUGAAGUAAUGAAAAUGUAUAUGCCACUUAUUGUCACGGAGGAUGGCAUAGUACAAUUCAUUAAACAGCCUAAUGCUAGUCUAGAAGCAGGUGAUAUAAUAGGGAUAUUAACGCUCGAUGAUCCUAGUCGUGUUCGUCAUGCACAACCUUUCGAAGGUCAACUACCGCCGAUGGGACCACCCGUAAUUAUCGGUGAUAAACCACACCAACGAUUUCGUGAAGUGACUCAAAUUCUCGAAUAUAUAUUAGCAGGCUACGACAAUCAAACACUACUACAAAGUUGCGUCAAAGAAUUGAUUGAAUUGCUACGAAAUCCUGAACUCCCGUAUUACGAAUUCGAGGCUGCACUGGCAGCGUUGUCUGGUCGUAUUCCCAUAAAACUUGAUACCUCGCUACACAAACGUGUUCAAAUGUCUCACGAAAAUAAAUUAGAAUUCCCUGCAAAACAUUUAAAAGAAAUCAUUUCCGAAUAUACACGCGAUUUUGUUAAUUCUGCUGACGUGAUAAAUUUCACGGCGACUAUAUCGCCAUUGAUUGAGGUGGUUGAUCGAUACAUUCUCGGACUAAAGUGCCAUGAAUGGACGGAAAUUAGUCGGUUCCUGAAUAUGUUUCAUGAGGUUGAAGUGUUAUUCGCAAAAUCCAAGAAACGCGAAGAAGAUGUUGUUCUGUCGCUUCGGGAGAAAUUCAAGGACAUUGACACAAUUGUUGCGGUUGUACUCUCGCAUUCGAAAUUAGGCGCGAAAAAUAAUUUGAUUUUGAAUUUGCUGGAUCAAGUGAAACCAAGCAACGUAGGGCAAGCACUUGAUAGAUUUUUCUCGCCUGUACUGAAAAGUUUGACAGAACUUGAUGGUCGUAUGAUGUCCAAAGUUGCACUUAAAGCUCGUGAGUUAUUGAUUCAUUGUCAUUUACCAUCGUAUGAAGAACGAAUGGCACAAAUGGAGCAGAUAUUGAAGGCGGCCGUGAUAGAAAGUCAUUAUGGUGACGAUGGAUAUGAUUACCAUAAACCGAGCUACGAUUCACUUAAAGAAUUGAUUGAUACACGGUUUGCAGUGUUUGACGUACUACCAAAUUUCUUUUACAAUGAUGAUAACUGGAUUCGAUUGGCCGCGCUAGAAGUGUAUGCACGUAGAGCAUAUCGUGCAUAUCAAGUACUAGACGUUGAAUAUUAUACGGAUCAAGUGCCAUUCAUGUCAGAACCGAUUCGUGUUGGAGCAAUGAUGUCGUGUGUGUCUGAUGAAGAAAUUGUGGCUAAUUUACCGCGGAUUCUUGAGAAAUUUCCAAGGUUAAAUCGACUAUCUACAAAUUAUAACGUUAAUCAUACCAAAAUCGACAACAAUAAUGAUAAUGGGGGAGUAUUGGGAGGAAGUGAUGAUAUCAAUAAUGUAUUGAAUAUAGCGUUAAGGCUAGAUGAUCUUUUUGACGAUGAAGCAUUAAAACAAAGAUUUGAACCUGUAAUGCAAAAACAUGCUGUAGAAUUCCGAGAACAUGGAAUACGACGUGCGACUAUUAUACUAUUUCGCAAAGGACAAUAUCCAGGAUACCUUACUUUCCGAGAAUCGACCGGAUUUACUGAAGAUCCUACAAUACGUCACAUUGAACCAGCUAUGGCCUAUCAGCUAGAGUUAUCACGACUAUCAAAUUUCGAUAUCAAAUCAUGUUUUACGUCAAAUCGACAAAUACACAUAUACUUUGCAGUCGGAAAAGAAAAUCCAUCCGAUUGCCGAUUCUUUAUUCGGGCGUUAGUGCGCCCAGGCAGACUACGUAAUAGUGUUCGUACAGCUGACUAUCUUAUCUCGGAAUCUGAUCGUUUGUUGAAUGAUAUCUUGGAUGCGUUAGAAAUUGUCAGUUCGCAACACAAAAAUUCGGAUUGUAAUCAUUUGUUUAUCAAUUUCAUACCGACUUUCGUGUUACAAUAUCAAGAAGUUGAGGAUGCACUGGCUGGAUUUAUUGAUCGACAUGGGAAAAGAUUGUGGCGGCUUCGCGUAACUGGAGCAGAAGUACGUUUUAAAGUUGAAGAUCCUAAACGUGUCGGGUAUUACCCAUUACGUGUAAUCAUUAAUAAUGUAUCGGGAUAUGUGCUGAAAGUUGAAUCAUAUCAAGAAGUGAAAACAGAACGGGAUGUUUGGAUAUUGAAGUCGAUGGGUACACCUGGUUCGAUGCAUUUACAACCAAUCAGCACUCCAUAUGCCACCAAAGAAUGGCUUCAACCACGAAGAUAUAAAGCGCAUUUAAUGGGUACUACGUAUGUUUAUGAUUUCCCAGAAUUAUUUCGCCAAGCUUUGUUAAGUCAAUGGCAUCGUGUUAUAGAAACUUUUGAACAACAAAAAACUGCUACAGCUUCUUUAUUUAACGAUAAUGAUCAAUCACAACAACAGCAACAAGAAAUAAAAAUUCCCUCUACUUUACUUAAAGCAAAAGAAUUAUUACUAGACGAAAAAGAUGAGCUUCAAGAAGUCGAUCGUGCAGCGGGCACCAAUACAUGUGGCAUGGUUGCGUGGGUAUUCACUUUAUACACACCCGAAUAUCCGAAUGGACGUCAAAUUAUAGUAAUUGCCAAUGAUAUCACCUAUCAAAUUGGUUCCUUUGGUCCUGCCGAAGACUUUUUCUUUUAUAAAGCAUCAGAGAUGGCAAGACGAUUGGGAAUCCCGAGAAUUUACCUGUCGGCUAAUUCAGGAGCUAGAAUUGGAUUAGCCGAAGAGAUUCUUAAUCAUUUCAAGGUUGCUUGGGUUGAUAAAGAAAAUCCGAUAAAAGGCGUGGAGUAUUUAUAUAUUGAUUCGAAAACAUAUAAGCAAUUGAAUAAACAAAAGUGUGCAGUUAGAUCUGUUAUUACGGAGGAAAUUGAAGAGGAAGGCGGUGAAAUUAGGUAUAAGUUAACGGAUAUAAUUGGAAUUCAAGAUGGAAUUGGUGUAGAAUGCUUGAAGGGAUCGGGAUUAAUUGCUGGAGCUACUUCACGUGCAUAUGAAGAUAUUUUCACUAUUACUUUGGUUACUUGUCGAUCGGUCGGUAUUGGAGCAUAUUUAGUGAGACUAGGACAACGCACAAUUCAAAAUGAAGGACAACCAAUCAUACUUACCGGUGCACCAGCACUUAAUAAAGUACUUGGUCGUGAAGUUUACACGUCAAAUCUACAACUUGGUGGUACUCAAAUAAUGUACAAGAAUGGCGUUUCACAUCUAACCGCACAAAAUGAUCUAGAAGGUGUCAGUAAAAUAAUUCAAUGGUUGUCUUUCAUUCCGGCGCAGCGAAGAUCCCCGGUCCCAAUUAUUGUAAACUCUGCGGAUCACUGGGAUCGUGAAAUUGAUUAUAUGCCCCCGAAAGGAUCAUAUGAUCCGAGAUGGUUUAUCGCGGGUAAAUAUGAAAUUGAAGGCGAUGUAGAUAGUUGGUUGAGUGGAUUCUUUGAUCGUGGAUCAUUUGUUGAGACUUUGGGCGGAUGGGCUAGAACUGUGGUUGUUGGUAGAGCUCGUCUUGGUGGUGUACCAAUGGGUGUAAUUGCUGUAGAGACACGUACUAUUGAACAUACAAUACCUGCUGAUCCGGCGAACACCGAUUCGCGAGAAGAAGUGACGAUGGAAGCUGGACAAGUAUGGUACCCGAAUUCCGCAUACAAGACAGCUCAAGCGAUUAACGAUUUCAACAAAGGAGAAGAAUUACCAUUAAUUAUAUUCGCAAAUUGGCGAGGAUUUUCCGGUGGUCAACGAGAUAUGUUUGACGAGGUGUUGAAAUACGGCUCAUAUAUUGUUGACGCGCUAUCCAACUAUAAGCAACCAGUAUUCGUCUAUAUUAUAUAUAAUGGAGAACUUCGUGGUGGCGCAUGGGUAGUUCUCGAUCCGACAAUCAACCAAGAUUACAUGGAAAUGUACGCCGAUGAAAAGUCCCGUGCUGGAGUAUUAGAACCGGAAGGGCUCGUUGAAAUAAAAUUCCGUCGCGCUCAAUUAUUAGCCACUAUUGAAAGACUCGACGACACUUAUUGCCAACUAAAAAAAUCCGUUAACGACUCUGCAAAUUUGACUGAUCUUGAACGACAAGAAAUAAAGGCACGGUUAGAUGCUCGAGAACAAGAACUGUUGCCUGUUUAUUCACAGAUUGCGUUACAGUUCGCCGAGUUACAUGAUACCCCGGGACGAAUGAAGGCAAAAGGUGCCAUUCGCAAAUCAUUAGAUUUUCGACAAAGUCGACGAUUUUUCUAUUGGCGUGUUAGACGGCGGUUACAUGAAGAAUACAUGUUUAGGCGAUUAGUGGAGGCGAAUCCUCGACUUUCGCGUGAUGAGAUGCGGCAGUUGUUGAUUGCGUGGUUUCGUAAGGAUGUUUCUGAACAGGAUCAUGAAUGGGAUUGGGAAGAGGACGAUGAACAGAUUGUCAAGUGGUUUGAGAAAUUAACUGCCGGAGAAUCAUUUAAUAAUAGUGUUAUUGAAAAUAAAACUAGCAAUAAUAGUGAAUCUACCAUUGCUGAUACUUCGCUUACGGAAGACAAAGAAAAGAAAGCCAUUAGAACAGAGAUAACAAACACGACCAACACAAAAUCAACUGCAUCGUCAUCAAUAAAGAAAACUACUUCAUCUUCAUUGUCAACUCCAACUUUAAUCGAAUCGCGUAUCGAAGAACUUCGUAAAGAACGAAUAAAACAAACUAUUGUCGAGAUGUCACGUACAAAUCAAUCUGCUGUGUUGGAGGGUGUUGUUGAAGUUUUGUUUGAAGAUUUGAGCGUGGAGGAACGGAAACGGUUAUUGAAUGAAUUUAGACAGAUGGCUAAUUUGAGAUCAUCUGAUUCUGAUGCGUUGUUCUCUUCUUCAUCUUCCACGCAAAAGAUGAGGGAUAAGGAAAAAUGA
Molecule: messenger RNA, 6945 nt
Organism: Ambispora gerdemannii
Lineage: Eukaryota; Fungi; Glomeromycota; Glomeromycetes; Archaeosporales; Ambisporaceae
Source: the annotation of a GenBank genome assembly